Toxoplasma gondii ME49 is the source of this 2493-nucleotide messenger RNA. RefSeq lists its product as hypothetical. NCBI's taxonomy places the organism in Eukaryota, Apicomplexa, Conoidasida, Eucoccidiorida, Sarcocystidae. The record is from RefSeq and is a predicted model, not a curated record. Bases 367 to 1983 code for a protein of 538 amino acids. The transcript has a single exon.
UCCUUAUACAAAAUGGCGUAGUGUCCGACAACCAAAUCAGUGCUCGUCCCUUUUUUCCCACUGACCGUUAGGCCGGGCGUGUAGCGAAGUCGUUAUUAUGGUUCCCCGUGCACCAGAUGAUCCUUUGUAAAAAUGCAACUCUGGUAUGGUAUCUGUGCCUCUUUGUGAACCCACCAGCCAUUAUGCUUUGUCCAUGAGCUUUCUGUCUUUUGUGCUUCCGUCUGUGGGUACGAGUGCGUGUGCUUCACUACGCGACUGCUCGAUGAAGCUUGCUGCUAGAGUUCAUGGCAAACACAGGAACGCCGGUAGUCUGCAUGCUUGAACCGUUUCUUUUUUUCAAAAUGAGGACGCCGCAUCAGUGAAAGAAUGCACACGCGAAGUCGCCGUCUGCAAACACUUCUGUUAAACUCCGCAAUGCCUCACGGUAGUUCACAACCUUGUUUUUGCAGCAGACCAGGGGCCUCGUCGAAAACUGGAUAUCCCCGACAAGGGUACUCGUCCCGUCCAUCUGUUCCUUUUCUCCGGGGCAGUUUUGCGAGGUUUUGCUUUUUUUUCCUAGUUCUCCAGAAUGUCGCAUAUUUUCUUUCCUGUAUCAAACUCGGGUUUUCAGAGCAUGCGGCUGUAGGCCUCGGACCUCAGUGGGCUCCGUCGACAAUCGGGAAGAUUUCACGGGCAGGCUGCCUAUUAGGCAGAAGCGGACCGCGAGGAAGAUACGAAAGAAAAUACCCUGCCUCAUUCUUGCUUCUGGCUUUGCCAAAGGAUCUGACAAGCUUAGAAUCGAGGGCGAUCCUACUGAAUUCGAGUUUUAACUUCCCGCGUCAUCGUAGAAUACGACAGAGCGCAAGGACUCAGGUGUGGAUUAAGGACGGCUUUGGCGUCGGGGGUCGGCGAGAGAGGAAACAGGAAGAUCGCGUUCUCCGUAGCACCGCCCCUGUCGCGAUUGUAUUGGCAUGGAGGCCCGUCGUGAGAUUUCUUCAAGGGUCUUUACAAACCUGGUUCCGCGCAAUGGCUUCCGCACCUUCUCAGCUGGCCCCUAGUCUCAACAAAGCACCAACGACACCGCUACACGAAAUGCUAAAGUCCUUUUCCAAGGGAACGGCAGUGGAGGUUGUGACAGAAUGCGCAGGGAGCGCUGCCGCGUUCUGGUGCACGUGUGCAUCUUCUGUCUUGCUUCAAAAGAGCUUGGGUGUUUCUUGUGCAUCGAAAACGUGUAAACUGUUCGGUAUCACAACGGUCUUCGUGGCCAGCAACGCUGCUGCCGUGGCAGCAGCCACGGUUCGAUGUGCGUUCCAACUCUGCGGAGUAACGACGCCACGGGAUAAUUUGAGCUUCGCAAACAUCGGGAGGGCUGCGGUUGACAAGUUGGGAUUAGAUGCGCUUGCCAACAGAAAGAAUGAGGUUUCCGCAGCCGUGUUACCCUCGUCCAUAAAAAGUGGUACUGGGGGGCUGAAGGACUGGUCAGAUUCUCUGAUGAAAGUUGGACUGAAGGAAGGUAUUCUGGGGAGCGCCAUCUUCUGGUUGCUUGGUGGGAGGUUUUUCCGACUCUCUCCGAGUUGCUUGCUGGCGCCGGGAGCCUUCCAUCAGAGCCGCCUCUCUCUCCGUGCAGGCAUCGACUACGCGUCGGUGGAGGAGAGGCGCUUUAUAAAGAAACUUGGAGAAACUUUCGGAUGCCACACUUGUGGCAAGCGCCGAAACGUCGAAGAGUGGAUUGCCGAUCAUCAGCCGCCGAAGCGAGUCGUCGUAAUGUUUAGCCAGACGUGGAUCGGCCACUUCUAUGGCAUGUUGAGCCGCGCAGUGGGAGGAACUCGGUACUUGCCUCAGCGAUUUUAUCCUCAGUGUCGGGGCUGCAGUAUGAAGCAAGCUACCGUCGUGAGAAAACCGAAACCAUCGCGCAAAGACCUUGUUGUCAACUACUGGAGUGUUCGGCCAUACCACUUCACUGGGGGUGUCCUUCACCUCUUGCGUUUUCUUGCCGGGUGGUGAAUUCACAGUUCAUCUAGCUCCGAAAACAGUGGAGCUGAUUUACCGCUGCACUGGGUGGAUUCUCGGCAAGACCGUCGUUCAACGUGCAUGCGUAUAUGCGAUUGUAAGAGGAACGGAUCUGGAGUCUGUAAAGACUUAUAUGGUGACGUUAUACGUGUAAAGCUUUCAGUUACGUGUACAUCUUGUUUAGGGUGGGUUAUCAGGAUAUAAAGCAGACAGCAGUUGGUGGGAAAGUAGUGUCGUCAAACGUCGUCCCGUUGCGAGGAGGAAGUUCUUGUUUCAGGGCUUCCACCGUAGUCAGCGGUAUCUGAGAGAUCGAACAGCUUGAAGCAGGUUAUGAUUUAUGGAUGCCACUGACAAGAGGAGCUCUGAUGAAAAACAGCCGCCGCUCUCCAGCGCACACCCACUUGUCUGCAUUGGACGCGUUAUGCACGGGCCAGUGGGGGACCAUCAUGCAGUGUCUGCUCCAAUUGAUAGACAGCUAGAACAAUUACACUCUCGAUUUUUCAG